AUGCCUGAUCAAUGCCAUUCCGUAGAACUUCCCAUUCUAGAUAUCUCUCGGCCACUAGAGCCAUCUGCUCGGGCAUCCCUGGCUGAAGCUUGCAAAAAAUGGGGAUUUUUUCACAUCACCGGCCAUGGAAUCUCCAAAGGGCUUUACAACAAACUCUAUUCACUUUCACAACAACUCUUUAACCUUCCUUCUGAGACAAAACUUGAACUUGGUCCCUCUUCUUCUAUAAAGACUUACACUCCUCAUUUCAUUGCUUCUCCUUUCUUUGAGUGCCUCCGAGUUUUUGGACCAAACUUCUUUGCAUCUGCUCAGAGUUCUGCAAAUACCCUUUUUGGUCAACAGAGUUUUGAAUUCAGUGAGGCACUACAAGAAUAUGGGAGCAAGAUGACAGAAUUAUCGAAGAGAAUCGUGGAGAUUUUAUUGAUGAGCUUGGGAGAGGAUUUUGAUAAGAAGUACUACGAAUCAGAAUUCGAGAAUUGCCAUGGUUAUCUGAGGAUUGUAAACUACACGCCUCCGAAAAGUUUGGUAGAUGAGGUUGAGGGACUUGGAAUGCAUACAGACAUGAGCUGCGUGACCAUUGUAUACCAGGAUGAAGUUGGAGGACUGCAGGUGAAAUCUAAGGAAGGGAAAUGGAUGGAUAUAAGUCCAUGUGAGGAAACUUUGGUGGUAAACAUAGGUGAUAUGUUGCAAGCUUGGAGCAAUGAUAAAUUAAGAUCAUCAGAACACCGAAUCGUUUUGAAGAAACCAGUUAAACGUCUUUCUCUUGCCUUUUUUUGGUGCUUCGAGGAUGAGAAGGUAAUCUUGGCACCGAAUGAAGUGGUAGGAGAAGGAAUUUUGAGAAUCUAUGAGCCAUUUGUUUGUUCAGAUUAUUUGAAGUUCAGAGAGAGCAGUGAGAGAGGGAAGUUUGAAAAGGUUGGCUUCACUGUUAAGGAUUUUGCUGGUGUUAGUCUCUGA
This is a messenger RNA of Dovyalis caffra, 954 nucleotides long. The record is from the annotation of a GenBank genome assembly. Lineage: Eukaryota; Viridiplantae; Streptophyta; Magnoliopsida; Malpighiales; Salicaceae.